AUGAACCUGACAUUCCAUCUUUAUCAGAGAAGAGAAGACCAUGGCCUAUGCUCUCCCCCAUCCCAUGCCCGUGCAGCUUGGCAAGGUGAAAAAGAAUCCCUGGAAGCGCGUUUGCACGAAUACGUGAAGCAAGGGAACUAUGAGAAAGUGAAGAAACUCCUGAAGAAGGGGACCUCUGCCAACACUGUCAAUUCGUUGGGACAGACACCUUUAUUCACAGCCGCCUUGCUGGGUCUUGGGAAACUUGUGGACAUUCUUCUGGAUUAUGGUUCGGACCCAAAUCACCGUUGUUACGACGGGAGCACUCCAGUCCAUGCGGCAGCCUUCUCAGGUGACCAGUCGAUUCUUAGCAAAUUGCUGGACGCCGGCGGAGACCUGCGCGUCCACGACAAGAACGGGAAGAACCCUCAAAGCUGGGCAGUGACGGCUGGGAAAGAUGUCAGCGCUCAGAUGCUAGAGUUUAUCCAGCGCUGUACAGCGCACAUGCAGGCUGCCCUCCACAGUAACUCCUUUGAGCUGCUCAGGAAAGUGGACUCUCCUAAAGGCUUGGUUUGUAGCCUCUCCAAGUUUGGGAGUAUCACACAAGGGACAGCUGACAGCCCUUUGAGAAGGCUUCUCAGACGUGGAAACAGUGUCCCCCCAAACCUUUACAGCUUUGGCUUUGGGAAGUUUUAUCUCACAGGUGGCAAGCUGGGCUACCUGGCAUCGCUCCCCAUAAUUGGAGAUAAAGAAGUGGUCCAGGCUGAUGACGAACCAACUUUCACAUUUCCCACUGGGCCAUACAUGAUGAUGACCAAUUUGAUGUGGCGUGGGAACCAGGUCACCGUGAAGGAGCUGAGUAUAAAGCCCCACCAGCACUGUAGCAGACUGCGCCUCGCUGACCUACUCCUUGCAGAACAGGAGCGCAGUAGCAAACUCCGCCACCCUCAUUUGCUGCUGCUCCUGGCUGUCUGCUUAUCCAGCGACUUGGAGAAAACUCGAUUAGUAUUUGAGAGAGUUAACUUCGGCUCACUCUACAGCAUCCUCCAUGAGAGGCGCUUGGAAUUCCCAGUCGUGCGCAUAGAGACAAUUGUGCACAUCCUGCUCCAGGUGAAUGACGCCUUGAGGUUCCUCCACUUCUGUGGCUUCAUCCAUCGCACUCUUAACUCCUAUGCGGUGGUGAUCGUUUUGCCUGGAGAGGCCAAGCUGACCAACCUGGAAUACAUGAUUGAAAGCAAGGAUGGAGGAGAGCACAGUGACCUGACACGGGUGCCUAUCCCUCCCCAGCUCUAUAAAUGGUGCGCUCCAGAAGUGAUCCUCGAGAGGUCUGCAACCACCCAUUCUGACGUCUACAGCUUCUGUGUGGUGAUGCAAGAGGCGCUCACAGAAACCAUUCCCUGGGAUGGACUCGAGGGGUCAGACAUUAAGGAUCUCAUUGUUUCUGGGCAAUGGUUAGAAGCUGAUGCCAGGCUCCCCAAGCCCUAUUACGAUAUUGUGAAGACUGGCCUGGAGUUCAAGCCAAAGCAGCGCACCAUGAACCUGCAAGACAUUCGCUACAUUCUGAAAACUGACUUAAAGGAGUUGAUUGAGUCUUGCAGGAACCCCCCCGGUGAAAAUUGUGGACCACCGAAGAAUGAGACCCGUUCUGACAUCAACAUCUGCUUGCCAUCUGCCUCCGCUGUCUUGGCCAAGAUGCCAGAGGUGCAAGAAGGGCCAACCCAAAUUGCCAGGACUUUCAGUGCAUCAAGAUGCAUUGCUUCUCAUGAAGAUGAAGGUGACAUGGUCCACGAUCCCGAGCCUGUAAUUCGCAUGGCUCAGUCCAGUCCCGUUCUGAAUGUCUCUCCCACAACUCUGGGUGACGCCAGUGACACAAAUGAGAGCCUUCGCAGUUUUGAAAUCAAUGAGAUCUAUACCUGCUACUCAGAUGUAUGUGAAGAGAGUGUGGAGGAUGAGGAAGAGAUGGAAUGGGUUCCGAGAACCCAAAGGGAGUCGCACACUUUUCCAAGGUACGGGCCCAAAGUCCAAUCACCAGAACCCACCAAAACCCAAAAUCAUCAGAAGAGUUGCAGCGAAGAAAGCAACACCUCCUAUACCAGAACAGAGUCCCAGAGAGAGGAGCUGAAUGAUUCCUCUGAGUGCUCCCAGAGUCCUCCUGGACAGUCCUGCCCGAACAUCGGUUGUGGCAACAACAGGGGCAAGGUUAGCCAAUCCUCGUUUGAUCAGAAAGUGGCAAAAUGUGUCCUAACUUUAACAGUUUGUAAGACGAAGCUGCGAGAAGCAACGGAGUCUCUCUGCCGCACGGAAAAGAACUUGGAUGAGAUAGAAGCCCGCAGUGAGCUGUGCCAGUCCCUUCCAGGGACUCAGCGGGUGCAACUGCCCGGUCUCUCAGCUUCUCUCAAGGCUUACUCUGAGAAAGUGGAUACCAUCUUGAAAAGUAUUAAGGUGCCCUUCAGCGGAGAUCAGGCACUCCUGUGGAAAGCAGUUGGCCCUCCGAGAAAAAACUAUAUCCCUCCACCACUGUGUCUUCCAGGCACAUAUCAACCCCUGACCAUUCCUUCUUUCCAAGUCCUAGAAAAGGAGCAUAACAGUGACAAUAGAAGCCAAGACACCACAUGCUGGGACAAGUUUAGAUUGGAAGCACCCAAAUGGCCUGGGGACAGAGGAGGAUUGGAGCCAGACUAUCAGGUUUUGCCCCCAGGUGUAUCCGUCCGGAGGAGGAAGAACGCAAACCAGUCACGUUGCAGGAAUGCCUUCGUGGAUGGAAUCAACGCUUCAGAAGAGAUCUCUUCAAAAUCUGUCCCUGAAAUGUACGAAGCAAGUCUGAGAAGAGAGGAGAGGAGAAUGGCACAGCCUGCCUGGACAACGGAAGUGAAACAGAUGGCGAAAAAGGCCGUUUCUGGUAAUCUCGACCCUCCUCCUCAGUACCUUUGCAGUGGCUGGACAUUGGAGAGUGAGGCGGAAAGCACCAGGGAUGCUUUUGAGAGUGCCACCAGCCGAGAACAAAUCGGUUGCUGCCCCCCGAAUUGUGAAGCAGGAAGACAGCAAAGUGGCAACGGAAUUGGAGUCCACAAUCUGGUUUUUUACUGUGACGGGGAGAGAGAUCCAGAGAAGGAGCUGAAAAGAUUUGGGGGACCCCAGAACCAAAGCAAAAGCAGCCAAUUUCCAACAAAUGAGGACCUAAUCACAUGCGGAGUAACCUCGCGCAAGAAUGCGGCCCUUUCUGUCACUUUUGAGGACCUUUGCAAGAGGCAGCUAGAGGAGGCAGCCUAUUCCCCGUCUUCCUCUCUGGAUUUAUUUGAGGAGUUUCUAACUCCUGACUCGGAUUUCUUUUUUGACUCUUUAGCUUUUCAUGAACAUUUAAAACUAGAGAGUUCAACUGUUGAAGAUGAAGACCUGGAAAUAACCCAAAUAAUGUGCAGACAAGAUGACUUGGAAGUGUCCCAAGAAAUCUGUGGGAAGAAACAACAUCCCAUAGCUGCAGGGCAAGGAGGAAAAUGGUCUCCCUGCAGUGCGGAGCCAGAACAUCUCCACAAAGAAGCUCCAGGAGGGGACCUUUUUACAGCCAGCACUGGAACGACACAAGGUGCGAGACCUGGAGAGGCUCCGGGAGAGUUCAAAGAGAAAGAUGUAUUGGUUACAGACAUUCAGGACUUGUCCAGCAUCCCUUAUGAGGACACAUGCAAACCAGCAGGUUGUAAAACUCCCGGGAACACUCAUUCACCAACAUGCGCCAGCACCCCCCUCCAUCCAGCUCCUGCCACAUCAAGAGUUUCCUCGCCUGUCACGGAAUGCAAGGAUCACUGCGUGAUGACCAUCGACUUGACUUGGGCUAGCCAGGAAGGGUCCUUGUCCGGACUUGGCACCUUCACCGCAUCCUACGAGAAAGGGAAGACUGUGGAACUGACCUCUGCUGGAUUCCCUGAACCUGGUGUCUCCUCGGAGUCCAGCUGUCCAUCACUGGUUCGGACGGGUACGAAAGAGUCUGAGAAAAAGCGUCUUUCUACUCUGCAGAGCCACUGCCAAAAAGGAGUUCCUGAGCAAGCGGAUUCGAAAGAACAAGAGCUGGAAGAAAUAACGCUGAACAAGUGGCAAGCUGAUUGCAGCCCCUGGAUCAACGAGACUUCAUGUCUAGAAGAAACAGAAAGGGCUCAUUCAAGCCUUGACAAUAUUUUGAGUGCGCUCUACGAACCCACUGCCGACAGCCGCAGCCUUCGUGAAAAGCCUCUGGACCCUGCCAAGAGGAAACCAAGCCGUGCCAAUCUCCGAAAUAUCGAGAUGAAGGGGAGCAUGGAGGACAGCUUCAGUGAAUCGGACGGUUCUACCGAGAAUGCCGAAGGUCUUUUUUGAUCAAUAAAAAGAAAUCCUGAACUCUGUUGGUUAAUUAUGUGUUGUAUGUUCCUCAACUAGUUUGAAACGGGCAAUUUCUAGUUUAUUUUCAAUUCACUAAACAAUGCCAGGACGUACUGUUAUUUGUGCAGUUAUCCAAUUUGCAGUUAAGUUUUUAAAAAACUAUUUUUAUUAAUAAAUAAAACAAAACACACAUGGACACAGGCUUUUACAUAUGCGUAUGUAAAAGGGAAUGUCAUUAGAAUACAUAAGUAGUCAACCACCAAAGCUGUUAAUGCAACACUUGCAUUGCAUGUCUUUCAAUCCCUUUGUUGUAAGUUCCUCAAAUCAUUAAAUCACUUUGACUUGUUUCUA
This is a messenger RNA of Sceloporus undulatus (fence lizard), 4680 nucleotides long. RefSeq names its product testis expressed 14, intercellular bridge forming factor (gene TEX14). Gene Ontology annotation, molecular function: protein binding; protein kinase activity; ATP binding. Lineage: Eukaryota; Metazoa; Chordata; Lepidosauria; Squamata; Phrynosomatidae. Gene Ontology annotation, cellular component: kinetochore; intercellular bridge; midbody. Bases 1 to 4326 code for a protein of 1441 amino acids. Gene Ontology annotation, biological process: attachment of spindle microtubules to kinetochore; intercellular bridge organization; mitotic spindle assembly checkpoint signaling. The record is from RefSeq and is a predicted model, not a curated record. The transcript has 29 exons.